AUGGCCGCCCCGUGGCCCGGUGCACCGCCCGGCGCCGGACGGGCGGCAGAGCCCGCAGGCAGCGGCUCUCGCGGCGCGGUGCGCUGCCCCAGGCCGCCGCCCCGGGCUCCGAGCGGGGAGCCGCCGCCGCCGCCCCCCGACAGGAGAAAAAAGACAGACGGCAAGAUUUUGGAAAUCCCAUCAAUUCCAAAUCCUUUUCCUGAGCUAUGUUGUUCUCCAUUUGCAUCAGUUUUGUCAGCAAGUCUGUUGCCCAAGGCAACUUCAAGAACUAAACAGGUAAUUAAAGUGUACAGCGAAGAUGACAGUAGCAAAACUCUGGAAAUCCCGAGUGAUAUAACAGCCAGGGAUGUAUGUCAGCUGUUGAUAUUGAAGAACCACUAUAUUGAUGACCACAACUGGACACUGAUUGAAGAACUUACUCAUACAGGCUUAGAAAGAGCUAUAGAAGACCAUGAAUUAGUGAUGGAAGUCCAGUCAAGCUGGGGGAUGGAAGAGGAAAGCAAAUUUUAUUUUAGAAAAAAUUAUGUCAAAUAUGAAUUUUUUAAAAAUCCUGUGAGCUUUUUUCCUGAUCAUAUGAUAUCUUUUUCAAGUGAGACCAAUGCAGCUGUAAAACACUCUGGGAUAUUACAGAUGUUCCUAAGCUCCAGCACAUAUCCUGAGAUUCAUGGCUAUUUACAUGCAAAAGAGCAGGGAAAGAAAUCAUGGAAAAAAUUAUACUUUGUUUUGAGAAGAUCUGGCCUUUAUUUUUCCACUAAAGGUACAUCUAAGGAGCCAAGGCAUCUGCAGUUUUUCUGUGAAUUCAGCAAUAGUGAUAUAUACAUGUCUUUGACAGGCAAAAAGAUUUCUGGAGCACCAACAAGCUAUGGAUUCUGCUUUAAGCCUAACAAAUCAGGAGGAACCAGAGACCUGAAACAACUCUGUGCGGAUGAUGAACAAAGUAGGACCUGCUGGAUGACAGCAAUAAGGUUGUUUAAGUAUGGGAUGCAGCUGUAUCAGAAUUACACACAACCAUAUCAGGGUAGAAGUGGCUGCAGCCCUUUGAGUAUGACACCUAUGAGAAGUAUUUCUGAAAAUUCUUUAGUUGCAAUGGAUUUCUCAGGACACAGAAGCAGAAUUAUAGAAAAUCCAAUGGAAGCACUUUCAGUUGCAGUUGAAGAAGGAUUAGCCUGGCGGAGAAGAGGGUGCCUACGACUGAACUCACAUUGUAGUCCUAUUGCCAUGUCUAACAUGGCUAUUCACAGAUCUCAGUCAUGGUUUCAUCACAAAAUCUCUAGAGAUGAAGCUCAGAGACUUAUUUUACAGCAUGGGCUUGUAGAUGGGGUGUUCUUGGUACGUGAUAGCCAAAGUAAUCCCAGAACAUUUGUACUGUCAUUGAGUCAUGGAUUAAAAAUAAAGCAUUUUCAAAUUGUACCAUUGGAAGAUGAUGGGAAGCUGUUCUAUACCCUUGAUGAUGGUCAUACCAGAUUUACAGAUCUCAUCCAGCUAGUGGAAUUCUACCAACUUAAUAAAGGAGUGCUACCUUGCAAGUUAAAACACUAUUGUGCGCGAAUUCCUCUUUAACCAAAGCAUCUGUUGCUUCAUCAAAGGAAAGGGAAGAUACCAGAAUACUUUUUCUCCUCAAGGCAGUUUGUGUAGUCAGAAGGGUAAAAAUGUUACAUUUAAAGAUUCAAAGUUUUAGCUACCAAAAAGUGUAAAGUACAUUCAAUAUAGAUAAGAACUUUGUGAUUGUCAAAGCAAAAUAACUCCACGGUUUUAAAAUAUAUUAUUUCCUAUGUAAUUCUUUAGUGUUGUCUCAGACUUUUUUUCUUUU
This is a messenger RNA of Lagopus leucura (white-tailed ptarmigan), 1810 nucleotides long. It is a transcript of the gene GRB14, whose product is annotated as growth factor receptor bound protein 14. Gene Ontology annotation, biological process: insulin receptor signaling pathway; negative regulation of insulin receptor signaling pathway. The record is from RefSeq and is a predicted model, not a curated record. NCBI's taxonomy places the organism in Eukaryota, Metazoa, Chordata, Aves, Galliformes, Phasianidae. Bases 1 to 1560 code for a protein of 519 amino acids. Gene Ontology annotation, cellular component: plasma membrane; cytoplasm. The transcript has 14 exons.